Messenger RNA from Salvia hispanica, 2572 nucleotides. RefSeq names its product Nucleic acid-binding, OB-fold-like protein. The record is from RefSeq and is a predicted model, not a curated record. Gene Ontology annotation, molecular function: nucleic acid binding. NCBI's taxonomy places the organism in Eukaryota, Viridiplantae, Streptophyta, Magnoliopsida, Lamiales, Lamiaceae.
GAAUCUCAUAAUUUUAUGAAUCCUUAUCACAGGAGCAUCACCUUAUCUCAUCAACAAUGGAUAGUUUCACGCUCAGCACUACCGCCAAUUCCACCUCUCUCUCUUCUAUUCAAUUCUUUUCACAACCCGUUUAUCAUGCCAAGAAAUCCGGUAUACUGAAUUUCCCUGGCAGAAAACCCAAAAAGUUUUGGGUUUCUGCCUCAAGAGAUGAACCGCAGCUUGAUGACUGGGAUAGAAUGGAGCUUAAAUUUGGUAGAAUGAUUGGGGAAGACCCCAAAAUCACUUUAGCCAAGAUAAUGGGUAGAAAAUCGAAUCCAGAUGUGUCUUAUUUGGAGAUUGAGAAGUUAUUAGAUAAGAAGAAGGGGAGAGCACUGGAUGAAGGAGUAGAGGAGAUCCCAUUCGAUUUGCCUGGUCAAAAGAAGUCAGUGAAAUCCGUGCAAGGGUUAAAUUUGGUCCGGCCUGUGUUAAAGAAAGGAUCCAAGUUCGAAGAAACUGCUAAACCUGUGGAAACAAGUGCUAAAAGUCCUAUCAGCCGUCCUAUGAAAAAGGCUUCAGAGGCUUCACAAGAGACUAAAAGCAGCGUUCCUGAUGUUAUCUUGCGAAAACCAAGAUCAUUUAAUGAGGAUGAUGGUGCGAGUGGAUCCACAAGGUUCGGAAUGAGACCAAACUUAUCACUGAGAAUGGGAAAUGAGCCGCAGAAAGAGAGGUUUAGUGAUAUUACAUUGUUAAGGAAACCUGCACCAUUGACAUCUGGAUCUGCAGUUGGAGAAGAAGACAGCCGCCCAAAUUCUUUGGAUAGUAAAACUGGAUUGGAGGAAAAUUCAUCUACCGAAGGAAGCAGUUCUGCCCCUCUUCUGAAGAAGCCAGAGCUGAUGAAGCUCAAUUCAAAAGCUGAAGCCAAUCAUGAUUCACCAAAUGAGCAUACUGAACUUAGCUCCAAUGAUGUUAUGACCGAGAAUAGGACGGAUGUUUCCGACUCAGAGAAUCGUCAAGCAACUACAAACACCGUCAAUCAAAACUGGUUCCAUGAAACCAAUCAAGAUGAAUCUGCUUCAGAUGAGGGGUUGGGGAAAGAAUUGCAGGCUGAUAUGCGGUCUGGUGGGCAAACAUCCACUUCGGAUGAACUUCCUUUAACUACACAUGCAGUGUCUAUAGAUACUAUGCUUAUAGGCAAACCAGAAAGAUUAGAUCCCGCUGUUAAACCAGCAGAUCAGAAAAUUAGAAAUGAGGCAGUUCCUAUAAACCCUGACAGCUUGGGUAAUCCAUCCGAUCUGGAGAACUUCAUUGCAUCAUCACCCAUUAAGGAUCGGGAGGAGGAUGACUGGACUAGAGUAGAACAGCUGGUUAAGACUGGAGAAAGAGAAGAAGUGGAAUUGAUCAGCGCCAGUACUAGAGGAUUUGUUGUAUCAUUUGGCUCCUUGAUUGGUUUUCUACCAUAUCGUAAUCUUGCUGCUAGGUGGAAAUUCUUAGCUUUUGAGUCCUGGUUGAGAAGAAAAGGUUUAGAUCCAUCCCUUUACAGGCAGAACCUGGGCAUAAUUGGAAAGUAUGAAGCUAGUAGCGUGAUGGAUUCGCCUGAGUCUGUGAAAAGUUCAGAAAUUGAUAGCAAGACUGAUGAGGCAUUGACACAAGAUAUGAAACUGGAGGAUCUUCUUAUGCUCUAUGACCAAGAGAAACUAAAAUUCUUAUCAUCCUUUGUUGGUCAGAGGAUCUACGUGGGAGUAGUAUUGGCUGACAGAAAUUCUCGGAGGCUAAUAUUUUCCAUAAAACCAAAAGAGAAAGAAGAAUUAGUUGAAAAGAAGAGAGAACUCAUGGCACGUCUGAGUGUUGGAGAUAUAGUCAAGUGCUGCAUUAAAAAGAUUACAUACUUCGGUGUCUUUGUUGAGGUUGAAGGGGUUUCUGCGCUUAUUCACCAGACAGAAGUUUCUUGGGAUGCCACGUUGGACCCUGCAUCAUACUUCAAAGUUGGCCAGAUUGUCGAUGCCAAAGUCCAUCAAUUGGACUUUUCGCUUGAACGUAUAUUUUUGUCAUUAAAGGAAAUAAUGCCGGAUCCCCUGAUGGAGACCUUGGAGGCCGUGGUUGGUGAUCAGAAUACUUUGGAUGGUAGACUAGAAGUAGCUGAGGCAAAUUCUGAGUGGGUCGAGGUUGAGUCGCUGAUGAAAGAACUGAGGCAGAUUGACGGAAUCCAGUCCGUGUCAAAAGGACGGUACUUUUUGAGCCCGGGUUUGGCACCUACUUUUCAGGUUUAUAUGGCCUCUAUGUUUGAAAGGCAGUACAAAUUGCUUGCUCGAGCUGGAAAUCAAGUACAAGAGGUAAUUGUGGAAACUUCUUUGAGCAAAGAGGAGCUGAAAGCUGUUAUCCUGACCUGCACCAACAGGGUGGCCUGAACGAACAAAGACGAUGGUGUCGCCUCUGCUUCAGAUUCUGCUCAUCACUUCUCGAAAUAUUGAGAGGCUAAAUGUGAAGAUGUAGUAACCAUAGGUUUGGCAAUGUGGUUGUAGUUUGUUAGGCUUUUCCCCCUCUUGUAAAUCUCACAUAUAUUAAUUUUGCCUGAAAUACAGUUGAUUUUAGUCAA